Suillus plorans is the source of this 989-nucleotide messenger RNA. RefSeq lists its product as uncharacterized. NCBI's taxonomy places the organism in Eukaryota, Fungi, Basidiomycota, Agaricomycetes, Boletales, Suillaceae. Bases 93 to 617 code for a protein of 174 amino acids. The transcript has a single exon. The record is from RefSeq and is a predicted model, not a curated record.
GCCUUCGGCGGUAGCGUUCGUCAUCAUACAUUGAAGCCACACCAGCUCCUGUCUUGUGCAGACGCAAUACCAGCCGCGCCAGUUCACUGCAUAUGGUCACACAUAUCUCUGCGGGUUCAUGCUUAACACUGUUUUGCAGCACAGAUCAGUUCCUGCAAGCAACGUCACAGACUCGCCGUCAAUCCUGCUGUGCCACAUCUGGGUCCGAAUCUGCCAGCCAGUGCGUCACGCACUGCAGCCACCUGAUGACAUCCACUUGCCGCAUCCGACUAGGCGGCCCCAAUCUUGAAGCCAGACAACCACCACACGUGCUGAGAUUGUGCAGAGACAGAUGCAGCCCAUCAUAUACCUGGGCACUGUGGUCCCACAGAUCCUGCUCAUUGAUCCAGACGAGAAGUGUGUUUUGGUCCUUGGAGAAGCUCGAGGCGAAACAAGUCAUUGAACUCGGGGGUUUGCGGCAGUCACGCCGAGUUUCGCGAAAGUGGACAGUCCCCAAGCCGCAUAUAUCCGGGCCGAGGCGGCGUGGCGGCUUGAGCUUCGGAGAUACUGACACGGACGGGCCGCGGACAUUGAAAAACAGAAGUGGCAGAUCUAGAGUCGCCACUUCUGCGGCUUAACAAAAGUUUCAAGGUGCUACACAUAAGGCUAUGUGUAUGAUAAUGUAUGGUAAAUGUCACCCAGAAACACCAUUAGAACGUGCACACAUCCCACUAUCCAUUAUCCUGCUCCAAUCAUAGACUUGGCCUGCCAAACACAUCAUUCAAUCCGUCAACCGGCACUUAUCUCAUGGUUUCUUUCUCGUAUCCCGGUAGGGCAAAUGCUGCCUCGAUCUCAUCAAGUGAUGUGGAUUCAGGACCUGCAAGAUCAUCAUCAAUGUCCUAGAUCUAAAAUGCAAGUAGUGCCCAGUGCCCACGCAAAAUCGGCCUCUAGAUUGGCAGCUACAUCGACGUCGAUACCUGGCUGUGGACCGUCUGCUGUAUAUGUGUACA